Messenger RNA from Sungouiella intermedia, 1083 nucleotides. NCBI's taxonomy places the organism in Eukaryota, Fungi, Ascomycota, Pichiomycetes, Serinales, Metschnikowiaceae. The record is from the annotation of a GenBank genome assembly.
AUGGAGAUAUUGACGGAACAAAACGCUGGUCUGCAGAAUAGCGAGUCAAAGAAGUCUUCCGAAACACUCGUGGCUCUGUCGAUCUUACAUUUAAUUCGAUUUUUCGACACUUUUGACCCGAAAAAUGAAUCAUCCCCGGAAUACCUAUCCAGUGAGACAGAAACAGAGGAAAGCAAGGAGCCAGAGGGCCCAUUGGAUCAGGACACAAAGGAACCCCAGGAGCAAAUACAACAAUCAAAGGAGUCAAAUUCUGAGCAGAUUUCAGAAACAGAGAAGGUGGCUGAUUCAGAACAAACAGUUGAGACAAAGAUCGAGAAGACUGAGCAAGAAGGUGGAAGUAUCAACAAUGAAAACUGUGAGGUCAAUGAAGAAAACGACAAAAAUAAUCAACCUAUUGCAUUACUAACCGAGAAUUUCCGACCCAGAUCACCGGUCAACCCCACAUCUGGACUGUCAAAAUCAAAAAAUUCACGGAGCUUCUCUUUAGGUACCUUUCAAGCACGACAAUGGAUCAAGAGGUCGGCGUCAGUAUUUUUUCCAGAGCUGAGAGCACGAGAAAAAGAGGGGAAUCAACAUGAUGAUAAAGCCUACAAUAAAAAUAGGCGUAAUGAAAAUAAUAACCAAAUUCUACCAAGUCAUUUUCAUCACUCUUCCACCGAAACCCAAGCCAAGAGGAUUUCAUCAACACUAUUCACCCGCAAACACAAUUCCGAGACGGAACUAGAAAACAUGGUUUUUCUGCCCAAAACCCAUCGCCCAUUACCCCAAAAUUACCCCACUGUUGAAGAUGUAGAAGAUAUUGCCGAGGCUAGAACUGAGUACUCGGUACUUCCAGAUGAAUGGAGUGGGUAUAUGGAGCCCAUGAUGAAGUCCAGUGGAUGUUCUGCCAAGCCGAAAAAUAGGUGGGAAAGAUGGAAUUUUCCCACUUUUAAGAAAAGACUCCAGAAGAAGCUAAGGUCAAGUCUUGCAAGUGGAGCACGCAAGACUCGUACAUUGAGAGUCCGUUUCUUUCCACCACCAACUGAAGAGUCGCCCCAAGGAGACACGGAAACAUCGAAUGAAAAAAAUGAUAUAGGGAAAUAA